AACAGAGGUAGAGAUCCAAUUUCACCCGAAGCACCGAAGCUGCAGAGUUCAGUUACCGACCAUCGCAACCAUGGACAAGCUGCUGCUGUUCCGGCUUCUGUUUCUGUUUCUGUUCCUGCUCCUCAUCCAGGUGAUCCACUGCCAAAGGAAUCCCCAACUGGACGAACUGAGGCGAUUGGGACUGGGCAAUGUCGUCAAUGUGCCAUUCUUCAGCGAUGUGCCUCAAAAGAACUACGAUUUCAUAGUGGUUGGCUCGGGGGCCGCUGGCUGUACGCUGGCCGCCCGCCUCUCGGAGAAUCCCAACUGGAGCGUCUUCCUCAUCGAGGCGGGGGGCGUGGAGAACAUAAUCCAUCAGGUGCCGCUGCUGGCGGCCCACCUGCAGUCGACUGCCUCCAAUUGGGGCUACAAUUCGCAGCCGCAGCGGCAUGCGUGUCGCGGGAUGCCCGAAAAUAAGUGUGCCUUGCCGCGGGGAAAGGUCCUGGGUGGCACCAGUUCCAUCAACUAUAUGAUCUAUAAUCGCGGGAAUCGCAGGGAUUUUGAUGGCUGGGCGGCGGCUGGUAAUCCCGGCUGGAGUUACGAGGAGGUGCUGCCCUAUUUUUUGAGGAGUGAGCAUGCCCAACUGCAGGGCCUCGAGCACUCGCCCUAUCACAAUCACAGUGGCCCACUGAGCGUGGAGGAUGUGCGUCAUCGAACGCGACUGGCCCAUGCCUACUUGAGGGCCGCCCAGGAGGCGGGUCAUCCGCGCACCGAUUACAAUGGUGAAUCCCAGCUGGGGGUCUCCUAUGUCCAGGCCACCACCCAGAAGGGCAGGCGGCACAGCGCCUUUCGCGCCUACAUAGAACCCAUUCGCUCGAGGCGUCGUAAUCUUCAUAUUCUUACCCUGGCCAGGGUCACUCGCAUCCUCAUCGAUGCCGCCACCAAGUCGGCCUAUGGAGUGGAGUUCAUCCAUCAGGGCAGAAGCUUCAAGGUGCGUGCCCGCAAGGAGGUGAUCCUAUCGGCGGGAGCCUUCAACUCGCCGCAACUGCUGAUGCUCUCGGGGAUUGGGCCGGAGGAUAACCUCAAGGCGAUUGGAGUUCCCUUGAUUAAGGCUCUUCCCGUGGGCAAGCGGAUGUACGAUCAUAUGUGCCACUUUGGACCCACCUUUGUGACGAAUACGACGGGUCAAACCCUUUUCGCCGCUCGCCUGGGACCGCCGGUGGUCAAGGAGUGGCUCCUCGGACGCGCCGACACCUUCCUCUCGAGCAUCGGGGGCGUGGAGACGCUCACCUUCAUCAAGGUGCCCUCGGCCAGCCAGAGUCCGGCCAGCCAGCCCGAUGUGGAGCUCAUCCAGGUGGCCGGCAGUUUGGCCAGCGACGAUGGCACCGCUUUGGCCAAGGGAGCCAACUUCCGGCCAGAGAUCUACGAGAAGAUGUACAAGGAUCUCACCGUGCGACAGCAGGAUCACUUCAGCUUCCUCAUCAUGCACUUCAAUCCCGCCUCCGUGGGUCGCCUGUGGCUCCACAAUCGCAAUCCACUGGAGUGGCCACGCAUCGAUCCCAAGUACUUCUCGGCUCCCAAGGAUGUGGAGCAUCUGCUGGAGGGCAUCAAGGAGGCGAUCAGGAUAUCCAGAAUGCCUGCCAUGCAGGCGAUUGGAACGCGACUGCUGGACAAACCGGUGCCAGGAUGCGAGAACCACGAGUUCGCCUCGGAUGACUACUGGCGAUGCUCGAUAAGAACGCUGUCCUAUACGCUGCACCACCAGGUGGCCACCUGUCGCAUGGGACCCGAAAGUGAUCCUACGACGGUGGUGAAUCAUGAGCUAAAAGUUCACGGAAUGAGGAAACUCCGGGUGGUGGACACCAGUGUGAUCCCGGUGCCACCCACCGCCCACACAAAUGCGGCGGCCUUUAUGAUCGGGGAGAAGGCGGCGGACAUGAUACGAUCCGAAUGGAGUUAAUAUACAGAUCAGCAGAUCACUUAAGAUCACUUUCGGAGACAAACGGCGAUUUAUGCAAAGGGGUUAAUAAAAUGCGAGACGAAAGUUGAAAGAAAGCAAGCGGGUACACUUCACAAAUGUUGCGAUCUAAAAAGCAUUCCUAAUUUUUUUUCAUAUUCUAAAUGGUCUAAUUUC
Molecule: messenger RNA, 2110 nt
Organism: Drosophila takahashii
Lineage: Eukaryota; Metazoa; Arthropoda; Insecta; Diptera; Drosophilidae
Product: glucose dehydrogenase [FAD, quinone]
Molecular function (GO): flavin adenine dinucleotide binding; oxidoreductase activity, acting on CH-OH group of donors
Source: RefSeq, a predicted model, not a curated record